Molecule: messenger RNA, 1026 nt
Organism: Cyprinodon tularosa
Lineage: Eukaryota; Metazoa; Chordata; Actinopteri; Cyprinodontiformes; Cyprinodontidae
Product: olfactory receptor 6N2-like
Exons: 1
Coding region: 23-955 (310 amino acids)
Biological process (GO): G protein-coupled receptor signaling pathway
Cellular component (GO): membrane
Molecular function (GO): olfactory receptor activity; G protein-coupled receptor activity
Source: RefSeq, a predicted model, not a curated record
GCUGUUCUAUAAGAUUUGUUUGAUGGUUGGGCUUACUGAAAUGAAUGUAACAUACAUCACUCUUGAUGGUCAUGUAGAGAUUGAGAAAUAUAGAUAUGUUUACUUUGUUCUCAUAUUUACUUGUUAUAGUUUGAUCCUGUCCAGCAAUACUAUUGUUUUUUCUCUGAUUGUGAUUCAUAAAAACCUCCACGAGCCCAUGUAUAUUUUUAUUGCUGCUUUGUUAAUGAACUCCAUGCUUUUCAGUACUGCAAUUUACCCAAAGCUAAUGAUAGACUUUUUAUCUGAAAAACAGAGGAUAGCUUUUCCAGUCUGUCUCUUGCAGAGUUUCUUAUUUUAUUCUUUAAGUUGUUCUGAAUUUUUGCUGUUGGCAGCCAUGGCUUAUGACAGAUAUGUGUCCAUCUGUAAACCCUUAAAAUAUCAAAUCAUUAUGAGAAAAACAACAGUGAUUAUUCUCCUUUUUUUAGCCUGGUUUGUACCUGCCUGCUAUGUCCUUGUGCCUUUCGCCAAAUUUGCUAAUUUAAAACUCUGUAGCUUUACUUUGAAAGGCAUUUUUUGUAAUAAUUUUGUAAUUUAUCUUUUCUGUUUUGUUUCAAGAGCACUGGUGAUAUAUGGCUUAGCGGGUUUAUUCAAUAUUAGCCUUCUUCCAAUGAUUUUCAUACUAUUCUCUUACAGCAUGAUACUAAUAGUGGCCUAUAGAAGUUGUGGGGAUGUCAGGAAAAAAGCUACACAGACAUGUUUACCUCACCUGCUGGUUUUAAUCAACUAUUCUUGUUUGCUCACUUAUGAUACUGUUAUUGUUAGAUUGGAAGCUGAUAUAUCAAAGACGGUACGUUUUGUUAUGACAAUGCAAAUAAUAAUGUGCAGUCCGCUGUUUAAUCCAAUUAUAUAUGGACUUAAAAUGAAGGAAAUUUAUAAACACCUUAAAAGGUUAUUCUGUUGUGGAAGGGGAAAGUAAAAUAAAUUUUGCCAUAUAUGUCAUCUGAUGUAAAUCUGUUUUUUUGAUCCCACAUAGUUAAACUAAUUACA